AUGGGAUUAGACAGCGGAUUAAGUGAGAGUCGAAACCACUAUGGGCAAAGGGAGCACGAGAGGCCCGUAAAGUCCUCGGCCGAUGAGAUAUUGCAGGAGCAAACAUCAGAUGAGACUCGAAGUUCCGACAAUGAUGAAAUUCAGCAGCUCAUCAGCCAAGGCUUGAGGUCUUCACCUCGAUCUCUACCAUCUCUUCUGUUAUGGGACUCUGUCGGUCUUAAUUUAUACGAGAAAAUCACGGAGUCUCCUGACUAUUACCUCACUCGUGUCGAAGCAGAUGUUAUCCGCAAUAACGUCGACGCAAUAGUGCAGUCGAUUGGAGCUAAUGGGGUGAUUUUGGAGUUAGGAAGUGGGUCGCUAUCAAAGACAUCCAUCAUCCUUGGCGAGUUUGCCAAACGGGAGAUACCCGUAACAUACUUUGCGCUUGAUCUUUGCGCAUCGUCCUUGGCAAAAAGUCUCGAAGGGCUUCGUUCAUACUUGGGCCACUCGCCUUAUGUGACCUGCCAUCCCCUAUGCAUGACUUAUCAGGAUGGCGUUUCUUGGGUGGCGAAUCAGCAAUUUCUUCGCGGGAAAAGAGUCACAGUAUUGUGGCUGGGAAGCAGCUUAGCAAACGAGCCAGUGAAUGAGUUCCAGGAUCUUGUCAACGGCAUCACGACUGCAUAUACCAGCAGCUCAUCCACGUCGAAUAUCCAGUUUCUUAUUGGAGUUGACGGCAACAAAGACGCCUCUACUGUUUCCCGCGCAUACGAUACGUCGGAUGGGCUCUCCCGUCAAUUUGCUCUCAAUGGCAUCAACAAUGUUAAUCGGGCUUUGGGCGCAGACGUUUUUGAUGCAGACAAAUGGACAUUCAAUGGUACUUGGGAUCCCCAAGAAGAGGCUUUUCACACAAACAUCAAAUCUGUGGAAGACCAGGUUGUGUUCAUCGGAGAUCAGUCACUACAGAUUUCGAAAGGAGAAAACAUACGAUUUAUUCUCAGCCGCAAACUCAGCAGCAGCCAGUUCGAAAAAUGGCUUACCGGCACAGCACUUCAAACAAUGACGGUGUGGAAGCAUUCCAAGUUCAAUUACGGGCUCUACCAGCUAGCACCAGCGUCAAAGUCUAUGCUAUAA
This is a messenger RNA of Trichoderma gamsii, 1110 nucleotides long. RefSeq lists its product as hypothetical. Gene Ontology annotation, molecular function: methyltransferase activity. NCBI's taxonomy places the organism in Eukaryota, Fungi, Ascomycota, Sordariomycetes, Hypocreales, Hypocreaceae. The transcript has 3 exons. The record is from RefSeq and is a predicted model, not a curated record. The coding region runs from base 1 to 1110 and encodes 369 amino acids.